AGCCAGAAGCCUCAAUGCUGGAUGUCGUGCUAUGACAACGUCACUGCUCUUCCGUCCUCGCUGGGUCGACCCGUCGGUGAUGUUCCUCUACGACAACGGCGGCGGUUCCGAUGAAGUGAGCAAGAACAUGGACGCUGGCGGUGGUGGUUUUGCGGGAGGCAACUUUGCGGCGAACCAAUGCAGGAACCUGAUGGCGCACCCCGCGUCCCUCGCUCCGAGCACGGCAUACUCGUCAAGCGACGUCCCAACCUCGGGAAUGGGCGAGCCAUCCAAGCAGUGCAGCCCUUGCUCGGCUGUGCAAAGCUCCUCCAGCGCGUCCCUGCCCUAUGGAUACUUCGGUAGCGGCUACUAUCCGUGCAGAAUGUCGCACCACAGUAGCAUAAAGUCGUGCGGCACGCAGCCCCCCUCUGCGUACGGGGAGAAGUACAUGGACACAUCCGCUUCGGGCGAUGACUUCAACUCCAGGGCCAAGGAGUUCGCCUUCUAUCCGAGCUAUGCCUCGGUCCCAUACCAGCCCGUACCCAGUUACCUGGACGUGCCAGUUGUACCAACUAUGAGCGGGCCAGCAGAACACAGGCACGAGCCCCUGCUGCCCAUGGAGAGCUACCAGCCGUGGGCUCUAACUAACGGCUGGAACGGGCAGGUCUACUGCACCAAGGAGCAGCCUCAGCUCGGACACAUGUGGAAAUCCUCCAUACCAGACGCGGUGUCUCCUGUAGGAGGGGACCUGAGCUCCUUCCGACGUGGAAGAAAGAAGCGCGUGCCAUACACCAAGGUGCAACUGAAGGAACUUGAGCGCGAGUACGCGGCCAAUAAAUUCAUAACGAAAGACAAACGAAGGAGGAUAUCGGCCCAGACGAACCUGUCCGAGCGACAGGUCACUAUCUGGUUUCAGAACAGACGCGUAAAGGAGAAGAAGGUGGUCGUCAAAGUGAAGAGCAUCAGCUAGUUCUGACUGACAUACAACAAUGGGAUGGGA
Salmo salar (Atlantic salmon) is the source of this 979-nucleotide messenger RNA. It is a transcript of the gene hoxa13, whose product is annotated as homeobox A13. NCBI's taxonomy places the organism in Eukaryota, Metazoa, Chordata, Actinopteri, Salmoniformes, Salmonidae. Gene Ontology annotation, molecular function: DNA binding; DNA-binding transcription factor activity, RNA polymerase II-specific. Gene Ontology annotation, biological process: regulation of DNA-templated transcription. The record is from RefSeq and is marked provisional.